Elaeis guineensis (African oil palm) is the source of this 636-nucleotide messenger RNA. NCBI's taxonomy places the organism in Eukaryota, Viridiplantae, Streptophyta, Magnoliopsida, Arecales, Arecaceae. The record is from RefSeq and is a predicted model, not a curated record.
CACAACUCUGAAAUCCCUUCCACCCUAUAAGAGAGCUCCUCCAGCCAUGGCUCACCUAAGCUACACUCUACUGCUGGGGGUGGUGCUUUUCACUUCUCCUGGCUACACAAAGGAUUUAUCGAUCUCUUGGACGCUUGAAGGGAUCAGCAAGUUCAUGGAGAGUCUGCAAUCCGGUGAAACCCAGGAGCACACGAUAGAAAUCGUGUCGGAGGUGCCACAAGCUCUUUAUAAAGUAAGCGAGCCAGAGUACCGUCAAUGCCUUUACUGGGGAGGAUUAGGGUCGUGGGUGUUGCAGGCCAACAUGCCGCAGGUGGUGCAGCUGCAAGAAGGGCUAAACUUCUUCAUCUCGCAACCGCAAAGUCUUUGCUGGCAGGGGUAUAAGAUGGCUCUCAGAGUUACCAAAGUGAUCCAACCCGAUGGCUCUGGGAGUAACCAGAGUUAUCCAACACCCAGACCCAGCGCUACCUGGACGCUGAAGCCUUGGGCCUCCUACUUCUACUUUUCGUUGAUCUUCUACUGGGCUGUCGUCUUGAUAUGAUGUUAUUACCUUCUCGUGUUUUUAGUUGUCGGACACUACUAUAUGUGUCUGAACCGUUGCUUGUCGUCUAAUAUGAUGUUACCUUGGGCUCGAUUGAU